AUGUCUACCCAACAGCAGCCUCGGCCAUGGUUCCGUUUGGCUAACAUAAUGCGCCCAGCACCUCCACCUGCACCUGCACCUGCACCACCACCGCCUCUUGCACGUCCCCCUGCUCCAACACCUUCACUGCAAGCCCCACCUCCUAUUGCACCCUUCAGGCCCCCUGUAGCUCUGCCUCGGCCUCUGCCACCUGCUCCACCGAAUUUGCCUGUUGCUUCACCCCCUUCUGUAACCCCUACAACCCCAAGCUCCCCUCAGAUCUCCACUACUAGAGCACCUCCACCAUCGCCACGACCACCGCCAACACCUCCGGCUCCAAGCCCCUCCCCCACGCCUCCAAAAUCCCCUACCCCCUCCAUAACUAGGUCGCCUGUUGCACCCCCUCCUAAACCUGGGUCUUCGUCGCCACCAGCAUCUCCAAUAAUCAAAACUGCAUCAGCGGAAACGUCUUCGGCUGCACGUCCAGUUGUAUCCUCUCCAUCUUUAUCAGCAUCCCCAAAAACUAAACCCCCAUCACCGCCCUCUUCAACAAUAGCAUUGCCAGCCUCUCCUGCUCCAAAAACAUUGCUCUAUUCAGGCCCUCCCACUGCAGCACCAGCACCAGCACCAGUCCCUCCACCACCUUCUCCAGUUGCAGCCACCGCCGCAAGACCUCGUGCUGCACCCAGCCCGAGGGUGAAAAGCAGUACACCUCCUCCUAAUCACGCUCAAUCCACCAUUGUGAAACCUUCAGCUCAUCCUCCAUCUCCAUUAACACUGCCUCCGCCGCAACUCAGGGCUGACGCAACCAGUCAUGAUUAUGAUCUGGAACCAAUACCCCCAGAAGCUGUGCAGAAAACAGUGCUAACGCAAGAUGAUACCAGUCAUGAAAAGGCGCCAAAGAUCGAUCCCACGAAGUCGUCGUCCUCCCCCUCCUCCGGGGGGAAAGAGAGACAAGUUAAGAAAGACAAAGGAGCAAUGACGACUUACAAGGACAAAAAGAAUCAUAAUAAUAAAUCAGCUGUUUCUUCACCAGAGCUUGGUAUGAGAGUCGUAACACUUGCAGGUGACAACAAAGGAGCUGUUAUGGAAUUGAGCCCAGGAGCUUCCCGCAAGAAGUACGAUUCUGGGCAACAUUUCUGGGGUAAAAAUGGCCAGAAAUUGGGAAGCCAUGAGAAGGAGGAGGAGGACGGCAGGCAUUCUGAUGACGGUGGGAUAAAGAAUGGAAGAGGCGAAAUGGGAAGGAGCAAAUUAGUGGCAGCUCCACAGCCCCCAGUGGACGCCUUUGUGAACAGUAACGUCCAGGGAGUCAACAAUUCCAUUGUCUACAACUGCACCUACGGCAACCGUGAUCCUGGAGUCCAUCUCUCGGUAUCUAGGAAGGGCAAUGGCCACCACCACCAGCAGGACGCCGGCCAUUAUAAUGUUCAUCGUGACUAG
Molecule: messenger RNA, 1419 nt
Organism: Coffea eugenioides
Lineage: Eukaryota; Viridiplantae; Streptophyta; Magnoliopsida; Gentianales; Rubiaceae
Product: vegetative cell wall protein gp1-like
Exons: 1
Coding region: 1-1419 (472 amino acids)
Source: RefSeq, a predicted model, not a curated record